Drosophila busckii is the source of this 5359-nucleotide messenger RNA. RefSeq names its product protein timeless (gene tim). The transcript has 14 exons. Gene Ontology annotation, molecular function: DNA binding. Gene Ontology annotation, cellular component: replication fork protection complex. Bases 1048 to 5214 code for a protein of 1388 amino acids. Gene Ontology annotation, biological process: DNA replication checkpoint signaling; DNA repair; replication fork arrest. NCBI's taxonomy places the organism in Eukaryota, Metazoa, Arthropoda, Insecta, Diptera, Drosophilidae. The record is from RefSeq and is a predicted model, not a curated record.
GCUCGCGAUAGAAAAAACAGAAAGUGAAGAAAACAGCUGUUAGAAACUGCGUAGGUUGUAAAAAUAGCCAAAGGGUGACAAAUGUUAAACAACAAAAGUCAAUGAGAAAAUAAACGUUCUUGUUGUUGUUGUUGUUGCUAUUGUGGGUGCAGAAUCAAUACGCAGCGAAGCGAAAGCGCAAAAGCAGCAGCAGUCGUUUAACGGUGUGUUCUCAAGCACACACACACACACACACACACAGGCGAACAGACAAUUGAAACAGCAGACAAGCAAACGUGUUGCACGUUGAGAAUACACGUGAGCAAGUAAUCUGGCAUUGCAUGCCAGAGCGAGAGCGCGCACAAGUGAGAGUGAGAGCGCGAGCGUAAAGUCAAGUCAGGCAUGCAAAGAGCACAGUUAGCAUUUGCCGGCAAAACAACAACAACAAGUGGGUGAAGCUCUCGCGCAUAUGCGAAUGCAAUGUGAGUGUCAAACCGAGUGCGCGAGUAUUUGUAUCUGUGUGAGUAUAAGUAAGCUUCUAGUCGGUUUAUCAAGCUUAGUUCGAGAGCACAGCAACCGCAUUCAACUUUCUGCUGCACACGCGUUCAGUUCAGUUUACGCUGCUCGUCUAGUCGCGAAUUAAAUAUAUUACAAGCUAUUAAAUAUAAUACAUGUGAUAUUGCAAACAGCUAUUUAUAUUUCUGCUAGAGUUCAUAAUAUAAAUUGUGUACUAUAAAGCGUUAACUACUAUUACUAAACUUAAAAACAAAGUGCAAUGCAGCGAAAAAUUUAAAAAAGUGAAGAACAACAACGUGUGAACAAGACUUGAAUUAAUUAAGUAAAAUUGAACUGCAAACGAAUCAUAUUUGAACCACUGUCAAAGAGCGCAGCUUGCAUUCAACAAAAGAGACAACAUAACGGUAUUUGAACCUGCGUCAAACCCUGCGGCAGUCUCUUAGUGUGAGACCUUUAUACACUCGUUAAUACAACAACAGUUGACCAUGUGUGGCAAGCAUUUAAUUAACUAUUAUCUCAACAAAAAGGAAAGCUAUUAAGCGUCGUAGUGUUAUGGACUGGUUACUCGCAACUCCACAACUGCAUAGCGCAUUCUCCUCGCUAGGCUUCAUGGAGGGCGAUACGUAUGUCGUGAGCCCCAAUGCGCUGGCUAUAUUGGAGGAAAUCAACUACAAGUUAACCUAUGAGGAUCAAACCUUGCGCACCUUUAGACGUGCCAUUGGCUUUGGUCAGAAUGUGCGCGCCGAUCUUAUACCGCUGCUGGAGAAUGCUAAGGAUGAUGCUGUGCUGGAGUCUGUCAUACGCAUCUUGGUGAAUCUUACGGUGCCCGUGGAGUGUCUCUUCUCUGUCGAUGUCAUGUACCGCACCGAGGUGGGUCGUCAUACGAUCUUUGAGCUGAACAAGCUGCUCUAUAGCAGCAAGGAAGCGUUCACCGAUGCCAAGAGCACCAAAAGCAUUGUCGACUUUAUGAAGCAUUUGCUCGAUUCUGAGCCCAAGCUAUCGCCGCACAAAUGCGAUUCAAUCAACAAUUGUCUGCUGUUGUUGAGAAAUAUUUUGCAUAUUCCGGAAACUCAUUCGCACUUUGUCAUGCCCAUGCUGCAGUCGGGCACUGGUCAUCAGCUGUCCAUGCAGAAUACCAUAGUGUGGAAUCUGUUUAUACAAAGCAUAGACAAGUUGAUGCUAUAUCUGAUGGUUUGUCCGCAUCGCGAAUUCUGGGGUGUAACCAUGGUGCAGCUGAUUGCGGUGAUCUAUAAGGAUCAACAUGUUUCCACUUUGCAAAAGUUGCUGAACAUUUGGUUUGAGGCAUCGCUUUCGGAGAGCUCCGAAGAUAAUGAGAGCAAUACUACACCACCUAAGCAGGCUAGCGGUGAUUCCAGUCCCAUGCUUACCUCAGAUCCCACAUCCGAUUCCUCAGACAAUGGCAGCAAUGGUGGCAAGAAGGAAAACAGCAAUGAAGCGCGUCAAUUGGCGCUGCAUGAGGACACCAAGGCGACGCUUACUGAGGUUAGUCGCAUAGGUCAGGAGUAUCAAAAUGCCAUUGAUAAAGAGGAAGCGGAAGCAGAAGCAGCUAAGCCAAAAAGUGCUGAAGAGGUCCAAGCCGCGCCAACAGCAGAGAAGAGCCAAGAUGAUUUGGAUGAUGAGAGGCGCGAUCAGGAGUGCGAUCAGGAGGUCAACGAUGCAAAUGCGGAAUGCAUCGAACAAGAAAUACUAGAACAACAAUCAGCUGACAACGUCAACAACACUACCAAUACCAAUCUGGUGCAGAUUUGCACCAAAGCCAGCGAUACGCUUACCACAGCCAGCAUUUGCACCACUACCAAUAACAACAACAGUUUGGGCUACGAGCCCUUCAAGUCACCAGCACCGCUGCCCAAUCGUGGCAGCUUGGCAGACAAAUUAUCAGCAGCCAGAUCGCAUGACUCAGCAGUUAAGCUUACGCAGAAGUCACCACAUGCAGGUCAAAUGCACAUGACCAAGGGCACGUGUUGUCCACAGAAGCGCGAGUGUCCCUCCUCGCAGUCGGAGCUGUCGGACUGCGGUUAUGCUACACAGGUGGAGAAUCAGGAAUCUAUAUCUACCUCUACCUCAAGCAACGACGAUGAUGGUCCGCAGGGCAAGCCGCAGCAUCAGCAUCCACCUUGCAAUACUAAGCCUAGAAUUUUGCAUCGCAGCGUCAUUGCGCCCAUAGACAAGAAGGAGCUGCGUCGCAAGAAGUUGGUCAAGCGCAGCAAGAGCAGUCUCAUUAACAUGAAGGGUUUGGUGCAAUAUACGCCCAAUGAUGAUGAUAUAUCCAAUGUGCUCAAAGAAUUUACAGUGGACUUUUUGCUCAAGGGCUACAAUUCACUUGUGGAGGAACUACACAUGCAGUUGCUUAGCAAUUCUAAGGCACCUAUAGAUACUUCGCAUUUCUUUUGGUUGGUUACUUACUUUUUGAAGUUUGCCGCUCAGCUAGAGCUGGACAUGGAGCAUAUUAAUACUAUACUCACCUAUGAUGUGCUCAGCUAUUUGACCUAUGAGGGUGUUACGCUUUGUGAGCAGCUGGAGUUGAAUGCACGCAUCGAGGGCGCCGAUCUGAAACCUUAUUUGAGACGCAUGCAUUUGGUGGUGACAGCCAUUCGAGAAUUUCUGCAGGCUAUUGAAACUUAUAGCAAGAUAGCGCAUUUGAAUGAAAACGAUCGAGAGCGCUUGCGACAAUUGCAAGUUAAAAUUGGUUCGACUACAGAUCUGCGCUGCUUGUUUGUGCUGCUGCUGCGUCGCUUUAAUCCCAGCAUACACUCCAAGCAGUAUUUGCUGGAUCUGGUGGUAACCAAUCAUAUGCUUUUGCUUAUACUGGAUAAUGCAGUUAAGCUGGAUGGCGAACAUACCAUAAGCGUUUCGGAGCAUAUAUCACAAUUUGCUACGCUGGAGGUUAUGCAUUACUAUGGGCUCUUGUUGGAAGAUUUCGAUAACAAUGGCGAGUUUGUUAACGAUUGCAUUUUUACCAUGAUGCAUCAUAUUGGUGGCGACUUGGGACAAAUUGGCGUGUUAUUCCAACCCAUAGUGCUAAAGACUUAUUCACGCAUUUGGGAAGCAGACUACGGACUUUGUGAUGACUGGUCUGAUCUGAUUGAGUAUGUUAUACACAAGUUUAUGAAAACACCACCGAAAUCACCGCUAGCUAUGCCAGCAGCUUCAUUAACUGAAUUGACCAAGGAACAUAAUCAGCAUACAAUGAGCUCUUGGUCGCAGGAGGAAAUGGAUACUUUGUAUUGGUAUUAUGUGCAGAGCAAGAAAUCUGUAGAUGUUGUAGGCAAAAUUGUGAAGCUCUUUAGCAAUAAUGGCAACAAGCUAAAGACGCGCAUUUCUAUUAUACAACAGCUGCUGCAACAGGACAUUAUAACCUUGCUGGAGUACGAUGAUCUAAUGAAGUUUGAAGACGCUGAAUAUCAGCGCAGCUUGCUGGCUACACCUUCCUCAGCUACCACCGAAUCCGGCAUAGAUAUGAAAGAAUAUGCCUAUGACAAAGCUUCGGAUGACUUGCAGAUGUUGCUGGAUUUGAUUGCCCGAGAAAAUAAGCAACAUCAUAUUGUUUGGCUACAGAAGCUGCUGCUCGAGUGCUGCUACAUUAAGUUGACGCUUCGUGCUGGCGGCACUUUGCCACAUACCGAACCCAUAAUGGAACCUGUGGCCUAUCAUUGCAUCUAUACGCACAAGUCCAUACCGGUGGUGCAGUGGAACAAUGAGCAGUCCACCACAAUGCUCUAUCAGCCGUUUGUGCUGCUGCUGCAUAAGCUGGGCAUACAAUUGCCUGCGGAUGCGGGCUCGAUCUUUGCCAGAAUUCCAGAAACCUGGUCGCCAGAGACAAUGUAUGGGAUGGCGAAGAAGCUGGGAUCGUUGGAUAAACUGACACUCAAGUUCGAUCCGAGCGAACUCGAAGAUGCUGCCUCAUCAAGCGCCUCCUCGCGCUAUACGAUGACGGGACCUAGAAAUUCCCUCAGCUCCAUUAGCAGCAUCGAAGCGGAUAUAGACGAGCCAGAGCUGGCAAUUAUACCCGAGGAGGAGCUGCCGCUGGAGAAAGUUGUUAUCGCCAGCGAUUUCUUUGCUGUGCCCAAGUCCAAGCAUGCCGCCCAUUCCAUAAUAAGAUACACUCCAGAUCCGACGCCAUCGGUGCCCAAUUGGCUGCAGCUGGUCAUGCGCAGCAAAUGCAAUCAGCGCUCUGGACCUUUUGCAGAUUUCAGCGAUUGCUUCAGCUCUCCCACUGUCUCAGCUGAAGACGAAGGCCUGGGCAAGUCGAACGCCUCAACGUCGCAGGCCUCGCAAAUGUCGCACUCCUAUCAUCUCAACAUGCCCAAUCCGGCGGCCAGCACAUUGGCACACUUGACCAAACUGAGCCACUGCGCCUUCAUGAGCGCUCAAUUGUUGAAUGAGAACAGCAGCAGUUCCGGCUGCGGCGGCACCGUCAGCUCCACCUCCAUGCAGAUGAGCACCAGCGCCUCAGCAUCCAAUUUGAGUCCCAGCGGCGAUGCUGCCAUCAAGUCAUCCUUCGAGCGUCUGGAGGUCACCCCUGCGCACUUUGCACGGCCACAUAAUUUGGACCAGGAGUACAGCGCGAUGGUGGCUUCGGUCUAUGAAAUUGAAAACAGCGACAAUGUCUCGGUGGCAUCGGAUCUAACGCGCAUGUAUGUCAGCGAUGAGGAUGAGAAGCAUGAGUUCCGUGGAACAGUGCCGUACUAUCACUGAGAGAAAGUGAGAGAGAGUCAGAGGGAGUGUUUGUGUGUGUGAGUGAGAGUUUGAGUGAGAGAAUGUGAGAGAAAGUGUCUUAGAAUUUUAUUUAGCAAGGCAGCCAAACAAGCAAAAUGAACGGCAAUUGAUCCAAUGUGUACCU